Molecule: messenger RNA, 2052 nt
Organism: Phodopus roborovskii (desert hamster)
Lineage: Eukaryota; Metazoa; Chordata; Mammalia; Rodentia; Cricetidae
Gene: Gin1
Product: gypsy retrotransposon integrase 1
Exons: 7
Coding region: 102-1658 (518 amino acids)
Biological process (GO): DNA integration
Molecular function (GO): nucleic acid binding
Source: RefSeq, a predicted model, not a curated record
CCCCUCCCACACCCCCGUAGUUCCGCUUCCGGCAGCACCAGAUAAGUCGCGAGAGGAGAGUUAAAGCCUGCCGUUUGCAUUUAGGACCACUUCGGUUCACGAUGGUCCGUAGUGGGAAGAAUGGUGACCUUCAUCUCAAACAGAUUGCAUAUUAUAAACGGACAGGCGAAUAUCAUCCCACUACACUGUCAAGCGAGAGAAGUGGCAUAAGACGAGCAGCCAAGAAAUUUGUCUUCAAAGAAAAGAAGCUGUUUUACGUUGGAAAAGACAGAAAACAAAAUCGUUUGGUAGUUGUUUCAGAAGAGGAGAAGAAGAAAGUCCUAAGAGAAUGCCAUGAAAACGGCACUGGUAUCCAUCACGGCAUAUCCAGAACUCUCACUCUAGUGGAGUCCAGUUACUACUGGACUUCUGUGACCAAUGAUGUCAAGCAGUGGGUAUAUGCCUGUCAGCAUUGCCAAGUAGCGAAAAAUACACUUCUGGUGGUGCCUCAACAGCAGCUCCUCACAGUGGGAAGCCCGUGGAGUGUGGUGACCGUUGACCUGAUGGGACCUUUUCAUACAAGCGACAGAAGUCAUGUGUAUGCCAUAAUCGUGACGGAUUUGUUCACAAAAUGGGUUAUGAUUUUGCCUUUAUGCGAUGUUUCAGCGUUGGAAAUUUCUAAAGCUAUUAUCAAUAUAUUUUUCUUAUAUGGACCUCCUCAGAAAAUAGUAAUGGAUCAAAGAGAUGAAUUCAUUGAACAGAUAAAUACAGAACUGUAUAGGUUGUUUGGUACAAAACAGAUGGUGAUUUCUCAUGCUUCUGGAAGUGUCAGUCCCUCUGAAAGUACACCUAACACAAUCAAAGCCUUUCUCUGCAAACACUGCGCCGACCACCCCAACACCUGGGAUGAGCAUCUGCCCGCACUUUCCUUUGCCUUCAAUGUCACUCACUCUGAGCCGACCAAAAACACGCCGUACUUCCAGAUGUUCAACCGGAGCCCUCUCAUGGUGGAGUGCCUUCAUGAAGUGGGUGGGGAAAAUACAAGCAUGUUUGCCAGAAUCCUAGCUGCCAUUAGAGAGGCGGAUGCAGGGUUGGAGAACAAGACACCGUCAGCUGGCCAGAUGGAGAACAGCAAUAUGGAAGAGCCAAGCAAAAGCAAGACUGUUAAAAAGAAAGCAAAGCAGUUAAAUCCAUUUCACUUGAAAGUGGGUCAUGAAGUUUUAAGACAGAGGAAGAACUGGUGGAAAGAUGGCCGUUUCCAGUCUGAGUGGGUUGGUCCUUGUGUCAUAGACUACAUCACAGAAAGUGGGUGUGCUGUCCUGAGAGACAAUACCGGGGCCCGACUUAAAAGGCCGAUCAAAAUGUCCCACCUCAGGCCUUAUGUGAGAGAGUCCACCGAGCAAGACAGUCUUUAUCUCUUGCAAGGCUCAGUAGUAGCAGAUCACGACUAUAUUGGAUUACCUGAAAUCCCAGUUGGAGCAUACCAGGCAAAUAUUCUGGUAGAAGAUGCAACUAUUGGUGUUGCUGAUAAUGAAUUAUUGGCAUCAGGCAAGGAUCAUGAACUCUUGGAAUAUAGAAAUUCCAAGAUCUCUGCAUUGGUAGAGGAUCAGAGUUCUCUUGAGAAACAAACUUUCAGUCUUCUGGAUUCUUCAAAUCAAGUCCUUGAAUACUUAAGUUAGUAAAUACCAAAAUUAUUUUUCAAAUGCUUGCUUAGAAUGUAUAUACUCCUAGAUUGUAAGCACUUUAUUAAAAUAUGCUGUAUAGAAGAAAUAUCUUAGUACAAUAUUAUUAAAUAAAUUCUGAAGGCUUAUUUUAAACCUAUGUAAAGUUGUGACACAUUUGAAAACAAACUAAUAUACCUAACAGACGUAUACAAUGCUGAGAAUUCAGGAAUCUCUCAGAGAACAGAAAAAAUCCAGUUGCUUCUUUGUAAAUAAAUUCUAGUAGAAAAUUCUCAAACCUUCUUCUAAUAUUAAUACUGCAUUUUCUAUUCUAAAUUUUUUGGUAAUAUCUCACUUAGAAAUAAAUUUAAACUGCUUAUGGUUUAGUUAAUAAAUGUUGAAUGAACAAUAA